Messenger RNA from Penicillium subrubescens, 963 nucleotides. RefSeq lists its product as uncharacterized. The coding region runs from base 1 to 963 and encodes 320 amino acids. The transcript has a single exon. Gene Ontology annotation, biological process: regulation of transcription by RNA polymerase II. Gene Ontology annotation, cellular component: core mediator complex; mediator complex. NCBI's taxonomy places the organism in Eukaryota, Fungi, Ascomycota, Eurotiomycetes, Eurotiales, Aspergillaceae. The record is from RefSeq and is a predicted model, not a curated record. Gene Ontology annotation, molecular function: transcription coregulator activity.
AUGAAUGCGCUUAUGCAGUCUUCUCUGACUGACGUCGAGUCGAAACUCAAUACUCUCCUGAAACAUCUCACGACAUCUCCGGGAGCAGCUGGAGCGCCGGCCGCUGCAGUUGCCCUACUCGAAGCUGACGACACGCUAUCCUCCUCCAUCGACACCCUUCGACUCCACCAAGAAAACUACGCCAAGAUUCUACGGCUACGGUCUGAGGCGGAGAGGCUGGAAGAACGUGUGAAAGACAUUGUGAGGGAUCUCGAAGGGUUCGACAAGGAGAUCAGGACUGCUUGCGGCGACGACGAAGAGAUCGACAGCGACCUGGACUCAGAGGACGAAAGCGAGGCGGCCAAGAGCAGGGCAGCCGCCCGCAAAGAGAUCGACUACCGAUUACUUCUAGACUUUGCGCGUCGCAUCAGCAAGUAUAACCAGGAAGCCGCAGCUGAUGUCGCCAAAGGUGCCGGACUGGGAGCCCGCCAGGACACGCGACCACAGAUUGCGGACAAGGAUGUGAUGAUGACGGACACGAACGGCGAGAUAGGCACAGAGGAAGGCGGUGCAGAACCUGUCUCAUCGGUGACGAAGAAUGCGACGCAGUGGCUCGAUGAUUCGGCGAACGUCACUCGCGAGGUGAAUCUGUUGCCCUACCCCCCGGAGGACCGGAUACGCAUGGGCUUGAUGGGCAAGAUCCCCGCCGAGGGUACCGACCGUGAAAAGGAGGUGGAGCGAUUGAUCCGUGAGGCAGAAGGUCUGGAGGUUACCGAAUCACCAGCCCCAGCAGCGCCAGUGCAACCGACAGAACCAAAGCCGGACGAGGUCGCGAAGACUGCAGCGCCGGCUGCUCCCCCUGCUCCUGUCACAGCAAGACUACCAGCCCCAGCACCUGCGUCAGCACCAGCGCCCGCACCCAAGCCUAAACCGAAGGCUACUCUGGACCUCGACCUUUAUGAUCCCGAUGACGACGAUUUUUAA